This is a messenger RNA of Callithrix jacchus (white-tufted-ear marmoset), 2262 nucleotides long. It is a transcript of the gene OR4K14, whose product is annotated as olfactory receptor family 4 subfamily K member 14. Gene Ontology annotation, molecular function: G protein-coupled receptor activity; olfactory receptor activity. The record is from RefSeq and is a predicted model, not a curated record. NCBI's taxonomy places the organism in Eukaryota, Metazoa, Chordata, Mammalia, Primates, Cebidae. Gene Ontology annotation, cellular component: membrane. Gene Ontology annotation, biological process: G protein-coupled receptor signaling pathway.
UUUAAUACAGAGAAGUUUAUUUCUUUGCCUGAGAGUGCUCCAUUGGUAAUGGUGGAGGUAGGCAUUGGAUCUAGAUACUUCAUUCCAGAACUUUUGUCCUUAGAGGAUAUUGUUCUGUAUAUUAAAAGAAAUGGAAAGAUUAGCAUGCUCUUAUCACCUCAUGUCCAGACAUUGUUUUCCUUCUAGUUUAUUAUGAAUGCAAUUUAAAAGUAUUACAGGAAUAAAGAGUUGGAAGAAAUAGUUCCUUGUUUUAUCAAUAUAAGAGUGUACUGCCUAUACUACCCCCUAGAACUUGCUUAAAUAAUUUUUAUGUUAUUUAUAUAUUAUAUAUGUAUAUAAUUUAUAUAUGUCUAUCUUAAGUCUCUCUUGAUCUGAUUUAAUUCUUUUUUAUCUAGGUCACUUGAUAUUCUUGGUUUGAUGGAAAAAGAACAAGAUUCUAAUGUGACAGAAUUUGUUCUUCUGGGCCUAUCCUCUUCUCGGGAGCUGCAGCUAUUUCUUUUCUUACUAUUUUUGUUUUUUUACAUUGCUAUUCUACUGGGAAACCUCUUGAUAGUGGUAACAGUGCAAGCCAAUUCUCACCUGCUCCAGUCUCCUAUGUAUUAUUUUUUAUGUCAUCUCUCUUUCAUUGACUUAAGCCUGAGCUGGGUUACUGUGCCAAAGAUGUUAGGGGAUUUCCUACAGCAGAGCAAGACCAUCUCUUUUUCAGGAUGCCUGGCCCAGAUCUACUUCCUCCACUUUCUAGGAGGCAGUGAGAUGUUUCUGCUGACAGUUAUGGCCUAUGACAGGUAUGUUGCCAUCUGUAACCCUUUGCACUACGUUAGAGUCAUGAACUCCCAGCUGUGCCUUCGGUUGGUUCUUGUCUGCUGGUGUGGGGGCUUUAUCCACUCUAUCAUGCAGGUCAUACUAGUCAUCCAGCUGCCUUUCUGUGGCCCCAAUGAACUGGACAACUUCUACUGUGAUGUCCCACAGGUCAUCAAGCUGGCCUGCAUGGACACCUAUGUGGUAGAGGUGCUGAUGACAGCCAACAGUGGUCUGCUGUCUCUCGUCUGCUUCUUGGUCUUACUAUUCUCUUAUGCUAUCAUCCUGAUCACCCUGAGAACACACUUUUGCCAGGGCCAGAACAAGGUCCUGUCUACCUGUGCCUCCCACCUGACAGUGGUCAGCCUGAUCUUUGUGCCAUGUGUAUUCAUCUAUUUGAGACCUUUCUGCAGCUUCGCUGUGGAUAAGAUAUUCUCCGUAUUUUACACAGUGAUCACACCUAUGUUGAACCCCCUCAUCUACACACUUAGAAAUGCUGAUAUGAAGAUAGCUAUGAAGAAGCUGAGAAUAAAACCAUGUGGCAUUUUGUUGCCUUGUUAAAGAAUGAGCAGAAAAGGUGAUUUGAAAAGCAUACUCUUUCUUGGAACACUCUUAACUCAUCUUAUACAUGUUUAAAAACCACACUGGCGACUUUGGUAUAAAAGAGAAGACAGCAUAAAGAUUACAAUGGAUCACUCUUGAUUAUGGUUUAAAAGCAUAGGUGGCACUCUAGAAAGCCACUUAUGUCUUUUGACUAUGAGGAGAACUCAGGAACUCAGGAGAAUUUACUGUCCACAAAUGAUAACAAGGGAGUGCUAGGGUUAGAAGACACCUUGAAAGAUCAGCUUUAUGUCUUUAAGUACCCUUUAUUUCUUCAAUUUGUUUCACUUUUUAAUUCUAUUAAAAUGAAAGAAAAAAUUAUAUCUCUUUUUGUGUUCCAUUCCACCAGGGUUUAAUGAUUCCUAGUGUUAGGAUGUUCCUUCUGGUGUCUCAUCAGAUCCUCUUCUGAAGUAGUAUGAAUUUAUUUGUUCUGUUACAAACCAAGCUGGGAAACAGUAACAACCACCCUGUGUACUAGUAUUUACCUAGGAACUGUGUUCCAUAAUGUCCCAAAUCUUAGAAAUGUAGUCAAGCAUCACUAUAAUAAACAUAUGCUCUUAACAAAGUUUAUUGUGAGAGAAAGAAAGUCCUCAAGCCUGUAACCCUAGCACUUUGGGAGGCUGAGGCAGGUGGAUCACGAGGUCCAGAGAUCGAGACCAUCCUGGUCAACAUGGUGAAACCCUGUCUCUACUAAAAAUACAAAAAAUUAGCUGGGCACGGUGGUGCGUGCCUGUAAUCCCAGCUACUCGGGAGGCUGAGGCAGGAGAAUUGCUUGAACCCGGGAGGCAGAGGUUGCGGUGAGCCGAGAUCGUGCCAUUGCACUCCAGCCUAGGUAACAAGAGUGAAACUCCAUCUCAAAAAAAA